Microthlaspi erraticum is the source of this 678-nucleotide messenger RNA. NCBI's taxonomy places the organism in Eukaryota, Viridiplantae, Streptophyta, Magnoliopsida, Brassicales, Brassicaceae. The record is from the annotation of a GenBank genome assembly.
AUGGCCAUGGGUGGGAGAAGAGCACAUUAUGUGCGUUUAUACGAGAUCUCUCUCCUGGACGCCUUUCAUAAGCAACCUUCUGCAUAUAAAAAGUUUUAUGAACUUAUUAACGAUACCAAGGAACGUAGAGUCAGUCCACGAGAUAGCUUGAUAAAGGUGGAAGAAAUCGUGAAAGAUUACCCCAAGUUGAUUCUUGGUUUUAGUGUCUUCGCUACCGGAGUUUACAGAGGAAUCCUUGAUAGUGAUGACGAGGCUAACAAAGGGUUAGGCCAGUUUCAGACCACUCAAACCAUGGUUGGCAAAAGAGUUGCACCAUCACCAUCACAAUCAUCAUCACCAACUAUGGAUUAUGCGCUCAGAUACAUGAUUUCUGUGGAAGAAGCAUUUUUUAAUGAACCCGCCAAAUAUGACGAGUUUGUCAGGCUAAUGCUUUUAUCUCAGACAAUCGGUGAAAGUAUUGCAAUCGCAAAGGUGGAAAAACUCACGAAAGACCACCGGAAUCUACUUGUGGGGUUCAGUGUCUUCCUUUCAGAGGAAAAUAAGAUGAGCUUCUUCCCAAACAAAAGAAUACGUACUCAUGAGUCUCAUGGAGCGGAGGAUUUCACCAACAAGCGUAAGACAAGGUCACAGGGCCUCCGUGAUGCUAUUGCAGCUGCACAAGCGGAUUUCGCUUUGUGA